Homarus americanus (American lobster) is the source of this 1171-nucleotide messenger RNA. RefSeq lists its product as uncharacterized. The coding region runs from base 78 to 989 and encodes 303 amino acids. NCBI's taxonomy places the organism in Eukaryota, Metazoa, Arthropoda, Malacostraca, Decapoda, Nephropidae. The transcript is spliced from 4 exons. The record is from RefSeq and is a predicted model, not a curated record.
UAUCUGAGAGAGAGAUCGCUCAUAAUGAUAAACGAGGAAAAUCUAAUGGAAACUACUGCCAAGGGAACAAGUUAAGUAUGAGAGUUAUACACGACUAUUCUCUCCUUGUAGCCGAAACUCUCAAGGACAUCCCAUACUUCGGCUUCUACUGGACAGCUUCCCUCACACAUGACUAUCUCAAAAUGGCUAAAGUGGCCGACAAACCAUCACUAUCGUACCUCAAGCAAAUGUACACAAGAGGCUACCUUGACCACACCAUUCUCUUCUUCAUUAGUGACCACGGGCAGCGGUGGGGUAACUUCCGAUCAACCUACGCCGGGAUGCUUGAGGAGAGGUUACCCUAUGUCAUGAUAGUAUUUCCUCCCUGGUUUAAGGAACAAUACCCUGAGGUGUGGAUCAACUUACGCACCAACACCCGGCGACUCGCCUCCACUUUUGACAUCCACGUGACGCUAAGAGACAUACUGACUCAGGCGUAUACUGACCUGUCUCUUCCACCAACAGUCGCACUCCACGGGCAGAGUUUGUUCCGGGAGGUGCCACUGGGAAGGACGUGUAAGGACGCAGGUAUCAGUGCCCACUACUGUACCUGCCAACACACCACUGAGGUAAAGGCUGACGACCCUCGCCUCAUCGCCGUCACCAAGUUCGUGGUGAAACAACUCAACAAGGACCUUAGUGACUACCCCGCCUGUGUUAAACUAACCUUGGAUAAAAUCACAAGAGGUCGUGUAGGAACAGCCACUAACAGCACGACUCCCAAAAAUUCCAAUAGCGUUGUCAUGACGUUCUCUGUGGUUUUCGUUACUACCCCAGGCGGAGCGGAGUUUGAGAGCACCGUCAAAUACCACCAAGAGAACUACCAGUUGGUUAGCGAUGUGUCAAGGAUCAACCCAUAUGGCAACCAGAGUCAUUGUAUCAACCACAGUGUCUUCAGGAAGUACUGUUAUUGUAGAGAUAUGCUGUCAACCAAAGCUAACCUAACCUAACCACAACCUAACCUAACCACAACCUAACCUAACCUAACCUAACUGGUGAACGGUACUGUGGUGUUGAGUUUUGGAGUGACGUGUUAGAGUAGAGUGAGUUAUAAUGGAUAGGGUACAGUAGGGUGUGGUACGGUAGGGUACAGUAUGGUAGGGUAGGGUAGGGUACAGUAUGGUAGGGUAGG